AGACCGACACGACAGAGCUCAACAUAUACAAGAAGCCUCCGAUCUACAAGCAGAGAGAGCACCAUCCCGGCACCCACCACGGGAAGCAUCUCAUAGAGGACUUGAUCAUCGAAUCCUCCAAGUUUCCGGCAGCGCAGCCCCCAGACCCCAACCAGCCCGCCAAGAUUGAGACCGACUACUGGCCGUGCCCCCCAUCCCUGGCCGUCGUGGAGACGGAGUGGAGGAGACGGAUGGCCUCCAAGAGAGGGGAGGAGGAGGAGGAGGACCUGACGGAGGAGAUGAAGAACCUGCGGGAGCUCCAGAGGCAGGAGCUGAGCAAGGUCACCUCCAACCUCGGAAAGCUGAUCCUGAAGGAGGAGAUGGAGAAAUCUCUGCCCAUCCGGAGAAAAACCCGCUCGCUGCCGGACCGGACACCCUUCCACACAU
Phaethon lepturus (White-tailed tropicbird) is the source of this 426-nucleotide messenger RNA. RefSeq names its product dematin actin binding protein (gene DMTN). Gene Ontology annotation, cellular component: actin cytoskeleton; plasma membrane. NCBI's taxonomy places the organism in Eukaryota, Metazoa, Chordata, Aves, Phaethontiformes, Phaethontidae. The record is from RefSeq and is a predicted model, not a curated record. Gene Ontology annotation, biological process: lamellipodium assembly; actin filament bundle assembly. The annotation marks the transcript as partial. Gene Ontology annotation, molecular function: actin filament binding. The transcript is spliced from 4 exons.